UAGCCCCAGACAACCAUUCCCAGCUUUGUUACAAACUUCCAAUCACGCUGUGGUGGGAAAUCAAUCAAUCGCCAAAUGGCUGCCAAGCACGGUCUCUUUGUUGCUCUCAACCUACUCCUCUUCGCCGCCGCUGUGUACGGCUGUGCAAAUAACUGUGAGCCAUCCUAUCCCACUCCACCCGUCGAGCCACCAUCAUCGACCUACGUUCCCGAGCCACCAGCUCCGAUAGCGCCGGCGACCGACGGCCACAGCCAUCGCCCGGCAGGUCGGUGCCCACUGGAUGCGCUCAAGCUCCAGGUGUGCGCAAGUGUCCUGGACGGCCUUGUCAAGAUCAGCCUGCCGGAGGAGCGGGAGAAGUGUUGCCGGCUGCUGGACGGGCUCGUCGACAUCGAUGCCGCCGCCUGCCUCUGCACCGUGCUCAAGACCAACGUCCUCGGCAUUUCCCUCCACGUGCCCAUCGACAUCAGCCUCAGUCUAAACCGGUGCGGCCGCAAGGAUUGCCCGCCCGGCUUGACCUGCCCUCGCUAUUAAUUAAUCUCGAUUGUUAUUCAAGGUCCAGCCACGUUAUUUAUGUCCAUGCGCACAAGGAGCACACACUUCUCGUCUAGUAUCUCACUUCAUUCAAAAGUUUAUUGCUUGCAGCGGCGACCUAUCUGAGCCGUUGCAAGAUGGAAUAAGUUUCUUCUAUAUUUAUUUAUCGCACCUUCAGUUCGUUACAAAUCCCUAUUGCAUUUUGGUAUUUGUUCUAAGGCAUUUAUCAAGUUAGUUAUGGAGUUUGUACUUGUACUAAUAUCUUUAAUUAAUUUCUUGAUCAA
Setaria italica (foxtail millet) is the source of this 815-nucleotide messenger RNA. RefSeq names its product cortical cell-delineating protein-like. Bases 76 to 531 code for a protein of 151 amino acids. The record is from RefSeq and is a predicted model, not a curated record. The transcript has a single exon. Lineage: Eukaryota; Viridiplantae; Streptophyta; Magnoliopsida; Poales; Poaceae.